UCACAAGACUGCUAUAUACUGCUGAUGAGAAAAAAGCAUUUAGCAGUAUAUUUUUAUUUGUGUGUACUGUGGGGGACCAGAUGUAGUGAAUGCAGGGACCGGGGAGAGCGGAUAUAGUGAAUGCGGGGUCCGGGGAGAGCGGAUAUAGUGAAUGCAGGGUCUGGGGAGACCGAAUAUAGUGAAUGCAGGGCCCGGGGAGACCAGAUAUAGUGAAUGCAGGGUCCGGGGAGACCGAAUAUAGUGAAUGCAGGGUCCAGGGAGGCCAGAUAUAGUGAAUGCAGGGGUCCGGGGAGACCAGAUAUAAUGAAUGCAGGGUCCGGGGAGACCAGAUAUAAUAAAUGCAGGGUCCGGGAGACCAGAUAUAGUGAAUGCAGGGUCCGGGAGACCAGAUAUAGUGAAUGCAGGGUCCAGGAGACCAGAUAUAGUGAAUGCAGGGUCCGGGGAGAGCGGAUAUAGUGAAUGCAGGGUCCGGGGAGACCUGAUAUAAUGAAUGCAGGGUCUGGGGAGAGCGGAUAUAGUGAAUGCAGGGUCCGGGGAGAGCGGAUAUAGUGAAUGCAGGGUCCGGGGAGACCAGAUAUAGUGAAUGCAGG
Molecule: messenger RNA, 590 nt
Organism: Staurois parvus
Lineage: Eukaryota; Metazoa; Chordata; Amphibia; Anura; Ranidae
Source: the annotation of a GenBank genome assembly